Messenger RNA from Chelonia mydas (Green sea turtle), 6166 nucleotides. It is a transcript of the gene DCDC2, whose product is annotated as doublecortin domain containing 2. Gene Ontology annotation, cellular component: microtubule organizing center; microtubule; axoneme. Gene Ontology annotation, biological process: neuron migration; dendrite morphogenesis; intracellular signal transduction. The coding region runs from base 520 to 2034 and encodes 504 amino acids. The transcript is spliced from 12 exons. The record is from RefSeq and is a predicted model, not a curated record. Lineage: Eukaryota; Metazoa; Chordata; Testudines; Cheloniidae.
AGGUGGGAAGGGGAGGGAAGAAGAAGCAGGAUAAAGUUUCCUGAGCAACAGAGUAAAACCACUUAUGAAAGAAGAGAGCUGCAAGUGCAAAGUGAGGCUGUAAAGAUCCCGGCAGGACUACUAUGAAUUCCUUACUAUGCUCAGUCACUUUUUCUCCUCCUUUAGAUCUGUAUAUAUUUUUUUUUGGGUAUGGCUUAGUGUAAUCUGUAUUAGCCACCCCAGGCUCCAGGGCACAGCAAGAAUCGGUUGCCUAGCAGAGGUUGCUCUUUAAGGGCUGAACAGAAUUGUACUGGAAACCUUAGGGAGGCUCUCAUCCCUCCCUGGUUGCUUUAGAGAGGGAUUCGCCUAUUGGAGGUGGUCCUUGGUGCAGGUAUUGUGUGCAUGUGUGUACACAGUUCAUGCAUCACAGGUAUUUGACAGUGUGUGUGAGAGAGGAACAUUCUUGUUGAAUAAACAGGUGCAGACAGUGCCCGGAGGGCAGCACUGACUGUCUGGCCACAGCAGAGAGAGGAGGUGAACAUGAGUAGCCCCACCGCGAAGCCGACCUGCCUGUCACAGCCGAUGGUGAAGAGUGUGCUGGUAUAUCGCAACGGUGACCCGUUCUUCCCGGGGCACCGGGUAGUCGUCCAUGAGAAGAAGGUGUCCAACUUCGAGGUCUUCCUGAAAGAGGUGACAGGUGGGGUGAAGGCGCCUUUUGGGGCUGUGCGUAGCAUCUACACCCCCCGGGGCGGACAUCGCGUCCGUCAGCUGGAGGAGCUCCAGAGCGGAGAGCACUACGUGGCUGGUGGCAGGGAAGCCUUCAAGAAACUCAACUAUUUGGACAUAGGAGAUGCAAAGAAAAAGCCUGCAGAAGUCAAUAAUGAGUUAACAGUGGAAGAUGUGAAGCCAGUUACUCACAGUAGAAUCAAUGUGUCAGCACGGUUUCGAAAACCACUUCAAGAGCCAUGCACUAUUUUUCUGAUUGCUAAUGGAGACCUUAUAAAUCCAGCAGUGCGCCUCUUCAUUCCUAGAAAAACACUAAAUCAAUGGGAUCAUGUUCUUGAAAUGGUGACAGAAAAAGUAACCCUCAGAAGUGGAGCUGUGCACAGGCUUUAUACUUUAGAUGGAAAACUUGUUCAGAGUGGGUCAGAUCUGGAGAAUGGGCAGUUCUAUGUCGCAGUGGGCAGAGACAGGUUUAAGAAGUUGCCUUAUGGUGAUCUACUGUUUAGCAAGUCUACAAUAAGAAGACCUCAGGGUUCCAAAGCCUCUUCACUGCCUCCUGUUGUGGGAUUCCGAAAAUCUAAAGGGAGUGGAAAUGAUCGCCAAUCUAAAUCUACUGUUGGCUCCCGUGACGCAGGGGACAUGGUGUCAUCUCCUCAGCCUCCAAAGAGAAAGGAAAAGAGAGAACAGACUCAAGAGAAGAUUAAUUUUUCUAACAAACCCAUAAAAGUGAAGCAAAAUAUAAGAGCAACAACUUAUAUCCUUCAAGAUAAUGAUGAAGGUAUUUACAAAGCUGGUGAAAAACGGUCUGAAAUGUGGGGGGCAGCAGAAAUCCAGGAAGAUGAAGACACUCAGGUAGAGGUUCCAGUGGAUCAGAGGCCAGCAGAAACGGUAGAUGAGGAAGAAAAUGAAGAAGAGGGAGAUGAGGGAGAACUGAAUGGAGAUCAGGGAGAGGAAAUGGGGGAGGCCGUUAAUGGAAAUGUUCUCCAUAAUGAGAUAGAAGAAAAUGAAGAGAAAAUAAAUGAGAAUUAUGAAGAAGAGCAGGAAGAAGAGAAUCUUGGACAGCUGGAGGAAGAGGGGUCUUUCCACUUAAAUGGUGAAACUAAUGAAGAAAAUGGUGAGGAAAUGGAGCCGUUUAAUGAUCACAAUGAUCUUCAUCCUGAAGAAGAAACAAAAGCACCAGAGGACUUUGACAAUCAAAGCCAGAUUGAUUUUCAUCUGGAAAAAACAUCAAAUCCAAGAGUAACUGUCACCAGUCCACAAGAAAGUGAAAAAAAUGACCAAACCAAUGACCAGCAGAACAAGAAAUCAGUUAUUCACCCAGCUUUACUAUAAGGUAAGACAGCUUCAUUCAAAUAUAAACCCAUAAGCUAAUAUGUCACUUUUCAAAACUGGAAAGUUUACCCAGUCACAAUGUUAAAUUUUAACUAACUUUUUACAACAAAUAUUAAGAAAUUUUAAAUCUCUGUAGUAGAUUAAUAGAUUAAUGGAAGAAAAUUUAACUUCUGUUUUAGUUUUGAAAAGUUGGAUUGCGGCUGAUUUAUCAGCCAAUGAGAAACUAAUUUAUAAAUGAAAACACUGGCCCAGAUCCUCUGCUGGCAUAACUCAGUUUAGCUCCACCGAUGUCAACGGAGCCAUCUCUGUUUACACCACUUAGUGAUCUGGCCCACUAGUUUUUUUGCACAAAACUCUGCUAUAAGUGCUCUAUGUAUUAAUCCUGAGCAUAGUCCUUACAGUUUAAAAAUGUUACUUCACCUGUUGCAGUAAGAUGGGUCCAGAUACGCUGAGGUUUCAUUUGCACUAGUACAUAAGAGCAUCAUCCAGAACAUUGGUUGUCUUUAUUACAUGGAUUCCCACUGUCUUUAUUUUUUUUCUAAACUUCAACAGAUAAUGCCACUAUGUUGCAAGUCAUAGAAAUGAAAAUUUCUCAGAUCUUAGCCAUAUUUUAGCUAACUAUAGAUAUGUGAUAGAGGUUUCUUGGUUUUGAUUUUGAGUAGGUUUUUUUGUUAAUGCUAGCAAAUUAUUACUAAACACUCACUUUUUGUGGUUAUCAUGCAGUUAAUUUUUUUAAGUUCAUUCUAAGCUGCUGAAACAAACUUUAAAAAAAUAUAAAAAAACAUUCACAGUAAUUGAAAACCACCUAAACUGCUAUAUUUUCUCUAGCAGAUAUUUCGAUAUUUCCCCCCAAUGGAAAAGUAAUGUAUGUUGACCCUCCAAUAUAUCUCAGAGUGUUAGCAAUAUAGAUAUAUAAAAGGUGACAUUAAAAACCAGAGGAACAAAGUCUGUACAUAUUGCUAGAACUCAAAUAUAAACUUUUACCGUGUUUAGAUUUGGGUGUGGUUUAUUGAACUGGGCUGGACAAAGCACUGGAGGAUAUUCCUGUUGGGAACAAUUCUGCACUUGGGUCCCCAAUUCAGCAAAGCCCUUACCUUGUGCUUAACACCACCUUUAUUCAGCAAAGUGCAUGGGCGUGUCCUUAAGUGCUUUGCUUAAGUCCCAAUGACUUCAGUGGGACAUAAGCAUGUGUUUAAAGUUAAGCACAUGCUUAAAUGUAUUUUAAGCAAUGGUUAGAAAGAUCUGUAGAAGGCCUCUAGGCACGCUGACAAUUAAUCUUCCAAUAGUUACACUGGUUGCAUUUAGUUAAUUUGCUCCUGUUUUAUCAGCUACCAAAAACGAACUGUAUCUUCUCUGGAUACAUAUGCUCUACUUUCUGUAAAAACCAUAGCAAAUAAAUGGCUGUUGUAGCACACUUUGCUCAGUCAGAAUUGGGUCGUUCAUGUGCCUAGUUAGUAUUAAGCACAUGCCUAAAUGCUUUGCUGAAUUGGGAACUAGGGCUCUGAUCAUGUGACUGUUGUACCUAUGCUGAGCCCCACAGAAGUUAGUGGGAUCCAUGUGGUGCAGAGGUACACCUCUUGUUACGGGAUUAGGGUCUAGAUGACCUAAUAGGUACUUUCCAUCUUCACUACCUGUGAUUUUUCCUAUUACUCCUAGGAUCAACAAAUAGAUAGAAAAUGUGAAAACUUUAAAGGGACAGCUACAAUUUCAAAAACAUAUUUGUGUGAAAACUUUGUAUCUAACAGUAGGUACAUGAAGAUCCCGAUAACAAUAUUUUCUCUUUUUCUAGUUUUUUUAUUCUGUGUAUUUGGCAGCACGCUGUAUAGUCAGUGGCAUUGUUUCCCUGUAAAGUCAGUGCCUCCCUUUCUUAAAAGACUUUUAUAAACAUCAAUGGGAGAACAUAAACUUUCAUAUUUUUUCAUUUUUUAAAAAAUUUCAGGACAUGCUAUUUAAAGGGUUAAACUGAAUUUUGUUUUCAAAUUAGUCAGUUUUAAAAAGUUCACGUUGAUAGUAUAUAGUUAACUCUAAUGUAAGAUUAUUUCAUUUAUUGUCUGACAGCAGGCAGUUUUCAUUCAUUCUUAUAAAUUUCUCUCUGUUGCUUACCUAGGAGACAUCUGAGCAUACGUUUCUUCAGGAUAGCAAAUAAGACUCUUUAGAAAAUAAAAAUAUAGGCAUUUUCAGUAUGUCAUCUCCUGUAGUGAUAUAUAGUAUCAUUCAGAACAUGAAUGUUGUACCAGGUACUCUUCAGUUUGCAGAGAAAGGAUAAGCAUAGUCUGUAACUGGUAGUUCUUAUGACAUCACAGUGAAAGUGAUAGAUCUUAUAUCACUGAAUCCUUGAGUGGGUGGCCUUAUUAAGAGUGUUCCCUUUAAAAUAUUCAGUGGUGUAGGGAUAACAGAAGUGGCUAAACUAAAUUCCGUGUUCCCCAAAUGUUCCCCGUGUUCACAAGAGGAGCAAUUGCAUAGGAAUACUGUUCAUAGACAUAUCAUUUUGGGUGGUUGAAAUCCCGUUAUGUAGCCUCUAGCCAAACAAAGCACUCUAGACAUGCCAGUAUAUAGUAAAACCAUUCACCGGCUUAUGGAUUAUUGUUUAUGGGCACAUCAGUGUAUGCAUCAAAUUAUGUAUAGGUGUAUACAUAAUGUGUGAUUGAAGCUUUCUGUUACUUUGUUAAUGGAAAGUAAGAUGCUUCUGGUUUCAGCUGCUAUUCCUUAUACUUAGUACUGGUUCUAAUGGUAUUUCUCAGUAUAUUUUACUUACUGAAAAGGGAUUAUACAUAAUUUAAAGUUUUAAGCACAUGCUUCAGUGCUUUGCUGGGUUGAGAUCAGAACUCUUGAAGAACUGAGCCCUGAAUGCAGAGGAAGAGAACAGCCUAGACCUGGCAGAGAUGCUGUCAAUGGAUGAGGAGCUCAGAAAGAGAUGUGUGUGGGGCUGGAAAAUUCUGGGAGAUAAUUAAAGCCUUUACAACUAUAGGGCGUAGCUCUUUUAAACUGAUUGAAGCCAACUCCUGGCAUAUCCUGUACUGCAGAGCUCCAGCGCUUAUUUUGUGCCAGGGCUUGGCAGUUCAUAGCCUCGGCACCUCUGGGCUUGCUACAUCAGUUAUAAAUGUAAAAAAUUGCUUGAGCCUGGCCACCUCUUUCAUUGCAAAUUAAGCACUGCAGAGCUCCCCACUGGUUUCAAAUCAGUGAUAUGAUGUGGCCUUCUUUAUAGGAUCAUUUUACUCUUAGGCCUUAAUCCUGCAACAAUUUACUCACAUGCUUAACUGGGCACACUAGCUAGCCCCAUGGAAGUCAGUGCAAAAGGUCAAGAAGGUGCUUAAUGGGCCCCAGGCCUUAAUUUUCUUCACUUGUCCUUUGGUGUAUGCUUGCAGGGAUGUGGAGUAUGCUUGGAUCAGUUGUUUAAAUUACUUCGGUAAGUGUAAAAUAAUCUAAAGAAAGAGGCUCCAAACCCCUAUAUAUUUUUUUCCUCCACAAUUUAAAUUUUUUAAGGGGGCAGUUAUUCUGGCUGCUCAGGGCAGUCCAGGCCUGGCGUAAAUCAGAGUAGCUUCACUGGCUUCAAUAGAACUCUACCAGUUUACACCAGCUGAGGAGAUGGCCCAUAAAUUUGUUUAGUGUGACUCCAGAAAAUUUUCAAAGUGAUUCAAUACAUUUAGAACUGGUGGUAGUGGGGCUUUCUAGUGGUAGGCUGAGAUAUUUAGGCUCUGAAUUCUAGCUACAAUAUUAUGUAUAUUUAAGUCAGAACAUGCCUUUAAAUCACGGGUGCUGACACCAUUCAAAUGUUUGUUGUAUUAUUUACUUUCUUGUGUCUUUCAUGUAAUUAUGUAGAUAGUGUGGUUAUAAUGUUACUUUAAUGUUUGCAUGGGGGAAAAAACCCCUGAAAUCCUAGCUCUGUUCAAGCUCCCUAUUUGGAAUUUUACUUAAAGGUGCUUACAUUUCCCAGUCUCCAAAGUGAAAGAAGAGAAAAGGCUGAGCAAAGCCAAACCCCUCCCCACCGCACCCACCACAAGCAGAUGGUGGGUGCGGCUGAGCACUGAUUGAUGAUCUCCAGCAGGGAGACCAGAGCAAUUCUGCCCCAUUCCCUACUUCAGAGAAACGCCCCAGGGUACACCCUGCUGCACAAAGAAUCACCCCUCCCCCA